UCGUCCUAAGAGGGGGUUUUAAAAUAAGUUCUAAUGUUUUCUGAUAGUUAUGAGACUACUGGCACCUUCAAAAUAGUCCAAGAACGUUUAUUAAGAAUUGCCUUAAUUACAUUUGAGGUUGACACAAUAGAAGAAUAUGUUUUAACUAACCGUCUCUCUUACUCCAAUCUACCUAGUAAAAGAGAGGGGGCACAAAUUAAUAUAACGAAAGCAGAAUCACAAUUUGGUUUUUUUCUUGCUCAACGCCUCGAUAAAUUUAAAAAGGAUAAGAAAAAAAAGUUAAAUAAAAAAAAAGGAAAAUUUUAUAACCAACAACAACAAUAUUUAUUGAAUCAAAAGCGUGUAGAAGCUAAAGAAUUCAAGAAAAAGGCUCAGGGACUAAAAUUAUCUAUGAAAAGCAUUGAUAAUGCCCUAACAUUGUUGUCGGAUCGUACCUUCAAAGAUCCAACGCCCUAUAAAGUUGUCAACAAAAAGAAACCGAGCCUUAUAGCUUUUACUCCCAAUGCCGUUUUUCCAGCUUUUCAAAUUAACAAGAGAUUGCUAAACUGUCAAAAUGAAAUUGAAGAGAUGUUCUGCUCACGCGCGAGGUUUAGGAACACGAAAACUUCGUUAUUGAGGACCUGUUUAACACUCCCAGAGAAUUCAUGGCCUAAAUUUGCUAACUCAGGGCUAUUCAUGGAGGUUAUUAAUCGAGAAAAAGACUUAAUAACGUUUCGCUUUCGCCAUAAAAGGGAAUAUGCCGAAAUGCAAAGACGGUUUUUUUCGGCUGUAGUAACUCUUGAUCCUCAAAUUUUUAAAGAAAUACUAUUGGUAAUGCCAUAUCACGUGGAUACUCUGCUACAUUUGUCUGAAUUUUCUCGCGCGCAGAGUAACGAACAAGAUGCUAUUGCCCUCAAUGAUAGGGCUCUUUACACCCUAGAACUCUCGUUACAUGCUUCUUUCAAUUUGGCAACGUCCACUUGCCGCCUCCCGUAUAAAUAUUAUGAAAACAGGGCCAUGCACAUUGCGUUAUUUCGUCGCAUUGACAGCUUAAACCACAAAGUUCUUUACUCCUUGGGGUAUUGCCUUUUAGGUUGCCAUAAGACGGCCUUGGAAACUUGUAAACUACUGCUCUCACUGGAUGAGGGUGACCCAAUGGGAUGCUUACUAAUGCUCGAUUUUUAUGCUAUUAAAGCCAAAUCUUAUCACUUUCUGAAACUCUUUUACGAAACUUGGAAAGAAAAAAAGUCACUUGAUCUACUGCCAAACUUUAAUUAUUCGUUGGCCUUAGCCGAAUUUUUAUUAGAAAAAGAAGAAAUGGCAUCCCAAGAAGUAGCUGAUCUUGAUGCUCUUUCAUCGAGCAAACAGUUGCAACGAGCUCUCUUGCUUUUUCCUGGAGUUGCUUUACCCUUAUUUGAAAAGUGUGGCUUUCGUCUUAAGCGGUCAUGCAGUGACCAUUCCUACUUCAAAAGGCCCGCUCUUCAGGAAACCAGUCAGCACUCUGUCAGGCUCCUUGAAGGUUUAUACGUAAUAAGAGCCCAUUCUCUUUGGGGUACGGGAGAGGUUAUGUCUUGGCUAGAACACAGUCUUCUGAUAGCAGCUACAAUGGUCGACUCGGGGGACCCCAUGGUGAGGGUGCACAAGCGCACUUUGGAAAAGGCUUAUGGCAGCUACGGCUCGCUAACAGUUUAUCGACACGUUGCUAUGACGGGAGCUAAAGAGGCACUCGACCUUCUCCCGCCAUCCGUUCUACAAAAUAAUUCCUUCCGGCCCUUUGACCCACUGACCCCUGCUGAUAGUGUGAACCCGUACGACAAUUCCAACGAGGGUACACCCGGGCCGUCUACACUUUCCUCUCUUUGGAUGUUUUUUCGUUCACUUUGGCCAUCCUAUACUUUGGAGGACGACUAAAAGAAUACUAACUAAAUGAUGUUUGUCUCCCUACCCGAAUAAAUUUUUACUUAUC
Zophobas morio is the source of this 1945-nucleotide messenger RNA. RefSeq names its product ribosome quality control complex subunit TCF25-like. The coding region runs from base 34 to 1890 and encodes 618 amino acids. The transcript is spliced from 19 exons. Gene Ontology annotation, cellular component: RQC complex. NCBI's taxonomy places the organism in Eukaryota, Metazoa, Arthropoda, Insecta, Coleoptera, Tenebrionidae. The record is from RefSeq and is a predicted model, not a curated record.